AGAAGAAAAACCCCAAAGAGUAACAUAUAUUCCUCCUGCACCUCCUGAAGAUGAGGAAGAGAUUUUCACGACCAUACAACAAGGAAUAAACUUUGAUAAUUAUGAUAACAUAGCUGUGGAAGUUACUGGAAGGGAUCCAGUUAAGCCUAUCAAUAGUUUUGAUGAGGCAGCUCUUUACGAGACUUUUAAAUCAAAUGUUAAAAAGGCUAAAUAUGUGAAACCUACUCCAGUACAAAAGUACUCUAUACCUGCUAUCUUAGCUGGACGAGAUGUAAUGGCUUGUGCUCAAACAGGAUCUGGAAAAACUGCUGCUUUUAUUUUACCUGUAAUGACUGGUAUGAUGAAUAAUGGAUUAACAGGGAGUCAGAUGAGCAUGAUACAAGCUCCGCAGGCCAUAGUUAUUGCCCCAACUAGAGAACUUGCUAAUCAGAUAUUUUACGAAGCUUACAAAUUUGCUCGUGGCACAAUGUUGAAGCCCUGUGUCUGUUAUGGUGGUGUAUCCGCUGGUCAUCAACUCUCAAAGAUUGAAGCUGGUUGUCAUUUACUUGUUGCAACCCUCACAUUGAUGGAUUUCAUUGGUCGGAGAAAGAUUUCCCUGGAAGGUCUGAAGUAUUUGAUUCUCGACGAAGCAGACAGGAUGUUAGACAUGGGUUUUGAACCAGUUAUUCGCGAGCUUGCGUCAAACCCGAACUUUCCCGCUAAAACUGAACGACAGACACUUAUGUUCAGCGCAACGUUUCCAGAGGAAAUACAAAGACUUGCUGGUGAAUUUUUAAAUGAUUAUCUUUUUCUUACUGUUGGUCGAGUUGGUAGUGCUACUGCCGACAUUGAACAGAAUAUUUGUCAAGUUUCUGAAUUCGAGAAACGCGAUAAGUUAGUCGAAAUACUUAAUGAUGCUGGCAGUGACAGAAUCCUUGUCUUUGUGGAAACGAAAAGGAUGGCGGAUUUCUUGGCAAGCUAUCUUUCGCAAACUGGUUUUCCCACCACCAGUAUUCACGGAGACAGGCAACAAAGAGAAAGAGAGGAAGCCUUAUAUGACUUUAAGAAAGGACGUACUCCAGUUAUGGUAGCGACGUCAGUUGCUGCACGUGGUCUUGAUAUACAAGAUGUAAAACAUGUGAUCAACUAUGAUUUGCCAAAAGAGAUAGAGGAAUAUGUCCACCGUAUUGGGCGAACAGGAAGGAUUGGGAACAAGGGCAAAGCAACGUCAUUUUUCCAGUCAGAUAAAGAUGCAAACAUAGCUAGAUCUUUGGUGAAAGUUCUUGGUGAUGCCGAACAAGACGUUCCGGACUGGUUAGAAGAACAAGCUGAAAGUGCAAUUGGCACAAACUAUGGACCUGCUGGUGGUCGAUUUGGUGGAAGAGAUACCAGAAGGUUUGAUAAAGGUAACAGUGACGGUGGACAUAAUGAUGACUUCAACAUUAAUGGUGGUGAUGACGCUUGGGGUAUAAAUGACUCAAAAAAUACUGGAGAUGUGCCAUCCCCCUAUGCAGAAGACAACGUAUCCCAUCUUUAUUGUGGCUCCGGGAAACUGCCAAAAACUUACUUCAAGUUUAGAUCUCCUAUGAUCCACGUCGUAUACAGACAAUCCAAAUGAAUCAGAUCGUUUUCAUUUCGAGUACAGAUCUCGUACGACUGAUGAUAUGUACAGUCUUCAAGAGAUUGCCGGAGAGAGCAUAAUGUUAGCUGAUAAACCUGCUGAAGACUAUGUUGUUUUAGGGUCAUUUAAAGAAAAUGAAUGAUAGUAAGUAGGUUUGACCGUAGGUUGCAUCACACCAUUCUGAUAUGCAUUGUAACUUUAUCUUAUACUAUUCCCUCACGGCUAAAGUUUAUUUGCAGCAAAAGAUUUCUCAUAAAGGCUUAAUUUUCCUGCCUUAUAACUAUCAUCAGCAUUCAGCAAAUUGAGUCCAAUUGUUUUAAUUUUUUAAUAAUUUAUAAAAUAUGAUGAAAUGAAUAAUAUUAUGUUA
Xenia sp. Carnegie-2017 is the source of this 1967-nucleotide messenger RNA. RefSeq names its product probable ATP-dependent RNA helicase DDX4. Gene Ontology annotation, molecular function: RNA helicase activity; RNA binding; ATP binding. Gene Ontology annotation, biological process: gamete generation; cell differentiation. The coding region runs from base 275 to 1597 and encodes 440 amino acids. Lineage: Eukaryota; Metazoa; Cnidaria; Anthozoa; Malacalcyonacea; Xeniidae. Gene Ontology annotation, cellular component: P granule; nucleus. The record is from RefSeq and is a predicted model, not a curated record. The transcript is spliced from 9 exons.